AUGAGAACUUAUGAGCGAUAGAAAUCCUCUGGAGUUGUUCAGUCAAUUGAGAGAUUAGAGAUUAAUGAAAUUCUAUUAAAUAAAUCUCCUACUUCGAGACUACAAAGUGUUUAACCUCAUCUGAACACCGAAGCAAGGAGAUUAUCAAAAGAUAUGACACCCGUUAAAAGAAACAAUAGCUUGAGUGAUCCAAUAAUGAUAGCUAUAAAGUAAUAAAAUGCAAUGGAAGAAAAUAAUCAGCAGCUUAUCAGAUAUAGGAGACAUGAGAAGCAUUGGAGGAAGCUAUCUAUGUAUUCACCAAGAAAGCAUACAGAUGGCUUUAAUCUACAUGAAGUUAUUCUCAACAUAUUUCUGACAUUCUUUGGCACUUACUCUAUUAUCAAGAGUGUAAAGACAGUAAUGUUGUUCUCUUGUAUCUUAAAUGUUACUGAAAUCAUGCCACUAAAUCCUCCACUUACUAUGAACCAAUUAGCAAUUAAAUAUGUGCUUAAGUAUUUUAGGAUAUUUGGCACUCUUUGCAUAAUAGCUAAUGGGUUAGCACUAUAUGCUAUUAGAAGAGUUAAAAUAAUUAGAGCUAUUGGUAACUUGAAGAACGAAUAGUUCAAAGUAGUAUAUAGAAGAGUCAACAGUUUUAAGCUAAGUUAUAAGGCCAAUGAUUAAGAUAUAUUUGAAGAAGAUAGCUUUGUAACAGAUGAAAAUGGGGCUGAUGAUUUAUUAAAGAAAAAUAAGGAUUAAUAUGAAGAUCGUGUUAAUAGCAGUAAAAACAAGGAUUCGUCAAAUGAUUCUAAUGAUGAACCAAGAAUAGUUUUGAAAAUUAAAUCUGAUGGGAGAUACAGGAAAACAGUGUCAUCAUCAAUAAAUCUAGAUGACAAAGAAGACGAUGAUUAAAAAUAAAUUUUUUGA
This is a messenger RNA of Stylonychia lemnae, 903 nucleotides long. The record is from the annotation of a GenBank genome assembly. NCBI's taxonomy places the organism in Eukaryota, Ciliophora, Spirotrichea, Sporadotrichida, Oxytrichidae.